GAAAAAAGGCGCUCGUCCAGUGCGUUGCGGCUUCAUUCAGUACACCAGAAGUUUAACGACCGAUGAGUGAAUGGUAUAAAAAGAAGAAAAUAGUAUUAAACUGUAUUUUAUAUGAAGACGGAAGGAACUUUCCAUAGUUUGUCGGGCCAGCAGAGUUCAAACCAAAAUCGUAAACGAGUUGCUGAAGAACCGAUUGAAAACAGCAAGGAAAACCAGUUUCGUUCGCACCCGUUUCCACUCAAGAUUCCUUCCUUGGGCAACGGUAUUGGAAGGCUACAUUCAACCGAGGUUACCACCGACCGAAUCACGAUGAAUCCAGACACGAAUAACAACAACGCUAAGGAGGAAGAGGUUCGAACAUUGUUUGUGAGCGGGCUGCCAGCGGACGCGAAAAAACGUGAACUUUAUCUUUUGUUUCGUGGAUUCACGGGUUAUGAGGGGUCCAUCAUCAGAACUACAGCGAAACCUGGAAAGGCGCCUGUGCCGGUCGGGUUCGUAACCUUUGACUCCCGUGGUGAAGCAGAUUUAGCGAAGAAUUCACUUCAGGGCAUUAAGUUUGAUCCAGAGCUACCUCAUACACUAAGACUUGAAUUCGCAAAAGCCAACACGAAAGUCAAACUACGGCCAUCAUCCCCCGCUCAGGAACUCGCCAACCACAUUAUAGGAUACCUACCACAACAGUUCGGUUCUGCAAACCUCCUGCCUGCUGAGAUCUUCGGGCAACCAUACUCCUCCUACCCGGAGCUUCUGCAAGGAUUUCAAACUCAUCCGUCCGUAACACAAGUGGGCGCCCCAUUACAGGUGACCCCUGCACUCCACCAUAUAGCACCCAUUCACCCGGCACAACCACCACCACACGGCGCUAUAUUCACCCACCUUGCAGGCGCUCCGAUGAUGAACUUGGCUUUGGGGCAAGCUAACGGCACAACUGCCCCCACUUCAUGUCUGCUUGUGUGUAACAUUGGAGGGGGAACUACAGAGAAAGAAUUAAAAGAUAUAUUCUCUCGGUUCCAUGGUUACGUCAGAGCAAAGUUAAUCAACCGUGGCGGGAUGUUGUGCGCUGUGGUUGAAUUUACGGAUGCCGGCACUGCCUCGUAUGCUUUGCAUAGUCUCCAAGGAACGCGACUAAACGACCGAUCAGCUAUGAGGAUCGAGUUUGCGAGACCUGUACAGGAACUGAACGGUUUCUGACAUCACAAUGCUAUCUCAUUGUCUCGUGGGAGUUCUGGAAUAUUCUAGAAUGAGUUUAUUCCGAAACCACACUGGCUGAUUAUCUUCUAUAGGCUUCCGCACUACGCAGGGGUUAUUUUGUUCCCUUUCCCUUUUUUUCUCGUGCCCUUUCCUAAAAACCUUGGUUCCCGUAUUACACAAUGGUACAAUGAUAAGUUUACUGUACAUAAUGCUUCAUGGUUCCGAUGUUACUGUAUUUUUCGCGGUUCCUUCUUUGUUUUGAAGCAGAUUUUUGUUAAUAAAUCAAACUAUCUAUUAA
This is a messenger RNA of Ciona intestinalis (vase tunicate), 1489 nucleotides long. The record is from RefSeq and is a predicted model, not a curated record. Lineage: Eukaryota; Metazoa; Chordata; Ascidiacea; Phlebobranchia; Cionidae.